UGUCUUCUCAACACAUGGCGUGAUGAGGGCAUUGAGAACUGAGACAGAAAUUCAGUGUCAUCCCUGGUGUCUGGCCUUGGGGCCUGGUGGGAUGGCGUGUUGGUUUCUCUCCUAGCCUGUGGACUGGAAACUCACCCCUUAAAGGUAGUGUGAGCCUGGGCAAGUGACUAGGCCUUUCUGAGCUUCAGUUUCUUCAUCUGGAAAAUGGGGAUAAUAGUCAUAACAUUGUUGUACGGAUUAAGUGAGAUAAUUCAAGCUCUUAGACCCUGCCCUGGCCUGUAGUGAGCACUCAGGAUGUGUUGAUCUCUGUGCUCCCGCCUCCGAAGGUGCUCUGGCCAGCUGAAAGGCCCCUCCCACCUGGGUUCCCUCCAUUGGCUCUUGUAGUUAGUGCUUUUUUGACAUCUGAGAAUGUGGGCCCAGGCCUUGCCCUCUUCCCCUCCCGGAUGUCACCGAAACCUGAGGUGCCCAGAGCCUCAGGGGACUGGGCAUGGGGUGUCCUGCUCCAUCCGGAGGCACCUCCCAGUGACUUUUGGGCCCCACCUUUGGGUCAUGUGGUAGCUGCCUCUCUAAAAGCUCCCAGCUGGGGCCCUGUUGCCUUCUGAACAGCCUGGUGGCCAGGCGUCUGUCUGCAGACGCUGUGCCCAGCAGGGAGGUGGGCUCAAGACACAACAGGGCUGGGGACAGCUUCCCCGUCUCUCAGACGUGUGUGGGUCUGUGCUGUCCACUCCUCCUCCUGUGCCUGCUGGACUUGCCUCGCUCCCCACCUGCGGUGCUCAAGUCGCCUCGUCUCCUCAGGCCUCGAGCCGCUCAGAGCCCCAGUUGGAGCAGCCAUGACCCGCUGGAUGUCCCUCCAGGCCUCAAGGCCACCUAAACCUGCCCCCUGCGAGCUGGUGGCCUCCUGCCGGCAUCUAAGCACCUCUGCCUGGAAGGUCCAGGAAACUGGGGCUGAGCCAUCUUCUCGGCGCAGUCCCCGGGGUACCCACAAUCACCGGCUCCCUGCCUCCUGGGCUGGGCGGAAGCAGCAUCCACCAUUCCAGCCUCAGGCCUCAGCUCCUCAGACCCAUGGAGCCACCCCACCCGGAGCCGGCUUGGGGGAGAGCCAGGGCCCCCCUGUCCCCGGGAUGACCUCAGCCGGCAGGGCCAACCCCUACAGUAUCGUGUCAUCAGAGGAGGACGGGCUGCACCUGGUCACCAUGUCGGGUGCCAACGGCUUCGGCAACGGCAAGGUGCACACUCGGCGAAGGUGCCGAAACCGCUUCGUCAAGAAGAACGGCCAGUGCAACAUUGAGUUCGCCAACAUGGACGAGAAGUCGCAGCGCUACCUGGCUGACAUGUUCACCACCUGCGUGGACAUCCGCUGGCGCUACAUGCUGCUCAUCUUCUCACUGGCCUUCCUCGCCUCCUGGCUACUGUUCGGCGUCAUCUUCUGGGUCAUCGCCGUGGCUCACGGUGACCUGGAGCCGGCCGAGGGCCGUGGCCGCACGCCCUGCGUGAUGCAGGUGCAUGGCUUCAUGGCAGCCUUCCUCUUCUCCAUUGAGACACAGACCACCAUCGGCUACGGGCUGCGCUGUGUGACGGAGGAGUGUCCCGUGGCCGUCUUCAUGGUGGUGGCGCAGUCCAUCGUGGGCUGCAUCAUCGACUCCUUCAUGAUUGGCGCCAUCAUGGCCAAGAUGGCGCGGCCCAAGAAGCGGGCACAGACGCUGCUGUUCAGUCACAACGCCGUGGUGGCCCUGCGCGAUGGCAAGCUCUGCCUUAUGUGGCGUGUGGGCAACCUGCGUAAAAGCCACAUCGUGGAGGCCCACGUGCGGGCCCAGCUCAUCAAGCCGAGGGUCACCGAGGAGGGCGAGUACAUCCCCCUGGACCAGAUCGACAUCGACGUUGGCUUUGACAAGGGCCUGGACCGCAUCUUCCUCGUGUCACCCAUCACCAUCCUGCAUGAGAUCGAUGAGGCCAGCCCACUGUUUGGCAUCAGCCGGCAGGACCUGGAGACGGAUGACUUCGAGAUCGUGGUCAUCCUGGAGGGCAUGGUGGAGGCUACAGCCAUGACCACGCAGGCCCGCAGCUCUUACCUGGCCAACGAGAUCCUGUGGGGCCACCGCUUCGAGCCUGUCCUCUUUGAGGAGAAGAACCAGUACAAGAUCGACUACUCCCACUUCCAUAAGACCUACGAGGUGCCCUCCACGCCGCGCUGCAGCGCCAAGGACCUGGCAGAGAACAAAUUCCUGCUCCCCAGUGCCAACUCCUUCUGUUACGAGAACGAGCUGGCCUUCCUGAGCCGCGAUGAGGAGGACGAGGCAGAUGGAGACCAGGAUGGCCGCAGCCCCCAGGUCCGGCAUGACUUUGAUAGACCCCAGGCCGGUGGUGGUGGCUGCGGCCUCGAACAGCGGCCCUACAGACGGGAGUCAGAGAUCUGAGCCGCCAUUGGCCAAGUCGAAGCGUCCACCCCGCCAGGGAGAGGCCCGGUGUCCCACAGGGGCCCCGGGUUUGAGCAGAACGGGCCAGGUGCCCUGGUUGCAGACUCAGUAGCGUUUUAGAUGUUUUAUGUUUCUUCACAGUGGCCUGGUAAGGUUGGCGGGAGAGUGGGUGGUCAGUGGGCUGCCCCUGGCCUCAGAGUUCGGAGCAGGUGAAGGGACAGGGAGGUGGCCUCAUGGGGUCCAGACCAAGAGCCAGGGGCUUCUGCCUGAGGCUAGAACUGCAGCCUGCCCGGAAUCGGCUCGACAGCCACCCAGCCUCUGUGGGCAAAGGCUGGCAGGCUGCAGUGCGCCUCGCUGGUUUUUAACUGGGGGAGAAGCACCGGUUUUGGCUUUCUCAACCUUAGCUUGAGUAAGACUGUUUACAAAAAAAAAAAAAAAAGAAAUUAACA
Messenger RNA from Suricata suricatta (meerkat), 2863 nucleotides. RefSeq names its product potassium voltage-gated channel subfamily J member 12 (gene KCNJ12). The coding region runs from base 831 to 2414 and encodes 527 amino acids. Gene Ontology annotation, cellular component: plasma membrane. The transcript has 3 exons. Lineage: Eukaryota; Metazoa; Chordata; Mammalia; Carnivora; Herpestidae. Gene Ontology annotation, molecular function: inward rectifier potassium channel activity. Gene Ontology annotation, biological process: potassium ion import across plasma membrane; regulation of monoatomic ion transmembrane transport. The record is from RefSeq and is a predicted model, not a curated record.